Molecule: messenger RNA, 1947 nt
Organism: Arabidopsis thaliana (thale cress)
Lineage: Eukaryota; Viridiplantae; Streptophyta; Magnoliopsida; Brassicales; Brassicaceae
Gene: ZFWD1
Product: zinc finger WD40 repeat protein 1
Exons: 9
Coding region: 238-1530 (430 amino acids)
Molecular function (GO): metal ion binding
Source: RefSeq, marked reviewed
GCCGCUUGACAUCUUCUUCCAAUUUUGAUUUAUCAAAGAAAACUCCUUUGUGAGAGAUUAUUUAUGUACUCUUGAUUCAGAGAGGUAAAUUCUGUUAGGGGUUCGUUCGAUUUUCGCGCUUGUUUUUGUUUACUUAUGAUCGGAUUUGGUAUUUUGAACAGUAAUGAUCCAUUCGACGUUUACAGGAUAAUCCAAUUCCGAGUUUUCUGAGUCGUAAUUUAGAGAGAAUCCAAUUCGAUGGAUUUAGAUAUGAACGGAGGAAACAAGAGAGUCUUUCAAAGACUGGGCGGUGGCUCUAAUCGGCCGACGACGGACUCAAAUCAGAAGGUUUGUUUCCACUGGCGAGCUGGCCGGUGCAAUCGUUACCCAUGCCCUUACCUGCAUAGAGAAUUGCCGGGUCCGGGUUCGGGUCCAGUAGCAGCUUCUUCAAAUAAAAGGGUCGCUGAUGAAUCUGGGUUUGCGGGUCCGAGUCACCGGAGAGGGCCUGGGUUCAGCGGGACUGCUAAUAACUGGGGAAGAUUUGGUGGGAACAGAACGGUGACCAAGACGGAGAAACUUUGCAAAUUCUGGGUUGAUGGAAAUUGCCCUUAUGGUGAUAAAUGUAGAUACUUGCAUUGCUGGAGCAAAGGAGAUAGUUUCUCCUUGUUGACGCAGCUUGACGGGCAUCAGAAGGUUGUUACUGGGAUUGCUCUGCCUUCAGGAUCAGAUAAGCUUUACACGGCGAGUAAAGAUGAAACUGUGCGAAUAUGGGAUUGUGCUUCUGGACAGUGUACAGGUGUACUCAAUCUUGGUGGGGAAGUUGGCUGCAUCAUUAGUGAAGGUCCCUGGCUAUUGGUUGGCAUGCCAAAUCUUGUUAAGGCGUGGAAUAUCCAAAACAAUGCAGACCUGAGCCUCAAUGGACCUGUUGGCCAAGUAUAUUCAUUGGUUGUGGGUACUGAUCUAUUGUUCGCUGGCACACAAGAUGGCUCUAUUUUGGUUUGGAGAUACAAUAGCACCACUAGCUGUUUUGAUCCAGCUGCAUCACUAUUGGGUCACACGCUUGCAGUUGUCUCUUUAUAUGUUGGGGCAAACAGACUCUAUUCUGGUGCCAUGGACAAUUCUAUAAAAGUUUGGAGCCUGGAUAAUCUGCAGUGUAUUCAAACGCUUACAGAGCAUACAUCAGUUGUUAUGUCUCUCAUUUGCUGGGAUCAGUUUCUUCUGUCAUGUUCAUUGGACAAUACCGUCAAGAUAUGGGCUGCUACUGAAGGUGGAAACUUAGAAGUGACAUAUACUCACAAAGAAGAAUACGGCGUGCUAGCUCUCUGUGGCGUCCAUGAUGCAGAAGCCAAGCCAGUAUUGCUAUGUUCGUGCAAUGACAAUUCGUUGCACCUCUAUGAUUUGCCAUCGUUUACGGAAAGGGGCAAAAUUUUAGCUAAGCAAGAGAUUCGGUCAAUCCAGAUAGGUCCCGGGGGCAUAUUUUUCACCGGUGAUGGAAGUGGUCAAGUUAAAGUAUGGAAGUGGUCUACUGAGUCGACCCCUAUUUUGUCUUGAGGCGCAAAACAGAGCCCUAGUUCUUCACCUUUGUCAAAUCUCUUCUUCUCGGAGUGUCAAUAGUUCUUGUUUGUUUUGUUGUUCGAGAGAUUGUAAGUAGCAUCAAGGCAUCUGUCUCUCUGGCUCCAUUAAGUCUCUGCAGUUAAGACAGACGGCCGCAGAGAAGAUUAUGGACCACUGAUUGUAUCUACUAUUAUAUUGAUUUGAUGUCAGAGCAGAGACAUGGUCUGAUCAGUUCCAGAGACGCGUAUGGAUCUGCCCACGUUGGUUGCAGACUUACUGUUCUUACUUCUUAGGCAUAAGAAACUUUUGUCCCUCUUUGGUCAACAUUCUUGUCAUGUAAUUUAUGGCAUAGAUCUUUGUAGUCAUGUUUCAGUGUAAUAAAAGAGAUGAUUUAUCAUAAAGAGAAUUUCUUAC